AUGUUAUCUCGAGGCGCUCCCUUGAAACUUCCUGAGACUGCAAACGGAUGUUAUGGAUUCGUAGAAAAUAAAUGCAAGCUACCAAUUCAAAAUAUGAGUUCUUGCCGUACGCUUGAAAACAGGUAUGGUUACAACACGGAGACUAAAAGGUGUGAAAGGUUUCUUGGAUGUGAAGAUAGUGGAAACAAUUUUCCGAAUGCGAAGGAAUGUUGGAACACUUGUACAAAUGACGUGAAACACCGGUGUGUGCAGAAGCCAGAUUAUAAAUUCCUUGGUUUGGUAAAAAGAUACUACUACGACAUAGACUCUGACAAUUGUGUACCCAAACGCAUAUUUCGUGGCCGUGUUACCGGAGAUUCAAACCUUUUCAAAACAAAAGAAGAAUGUGAAUCAAUGUGUACGGCUACAUACAAUUAUGAGCCCGACUCGUUGUAAUAACACCUGGAAGACAAUAUUACUUUGAAGGAGCGACUUCUCUUCGGAAGUCGUGAGCACUCCAG
Molecule: messenger RNA, 500 nt
Organism: Ixodes scapularis (black-legged tick)
Lineage: Eukaryota; Metazoa; Arthropoda; Arachnida; Ixodida; Ixodidae
Product: actinia tenebrosa protease inhibitors-like
Exons: 4
Coding region: 1-435 (144 amino acids)
Molecular function (GO): serine-type endopeptidase inhibitor activity
Source: RefSeq, a predicted model, not a curated record